This is a messenger RNA of Pimephales promelas (fathead minnow), 2377 nucleotides long. RefSeq lists its product as uncharacterized. The record is from RefSeq and is a predicted model, not a curated record. Gene Ontology annotation, cellular component: nucleus. Gene Ontology annotation, biological process: regulation of gene expression. NCBI's taxonomy places the organism in Eukaryota, Metazoa, Chordata, Actinopteri, Cypriniformes, Leuciscidae.
GCGUUGGAGGCUGAUCACGUCACCGCUCGCGCGCGUUCUUUUUCCCUCAUUGAUUUUCCGCGUCGAGUUUUCUGAGACCCGAUGGAAGUGAAGGAGGAGAGUGAAGGACUGAGUGAAGUGGAGGAGGAACAUCAUGUCCAACCAGGAGAAAAACCUUUGAGUCGCUCAAAGACUAAAAAAACAUUUUUAAAGAAAAGAGCCAAUAAAUUUUCAACCUGCACUCAGUGUGGAAAGAGUGUCACAACCAAACAUCUUAAUAUGCACAUGAGAGUUCACACCGGAGAGAAGCCGUUUUCAUGUGAUCAUUGUGGAAAGAGCUUCUCAAAAAAACACCACCUUCAAAGACACUUGAGGAUCCACACUGGAGAAAAACCGUAUGCAUGUGAUCAGUGCGGAAAGAGUUACCCAGAUAAACAAUAUCUUGAACUUCACAUGAGAAUUCACACCGGAGAGAAACCAUUCAUGUGUGAACACUGUGAAAAGAGAUUCUCAGACAAAAACCGUCUUAGGCUUCACAUGAUAAUCCACUCCGGAGAGAAGCCGUUCUCAUGUGAUCAAUGCGGGAGCAGUUUCUCUCAAAAACAACAUCUUCUAGGACACAUGAGGAUCCACACUGGAGAAAAGCCGUACGCAUGUGAUCAGUGCGGAAAGAGUUUCGCUCUAAAACACCAGCGUGUUAUUCACAUGAUGAUCCACACCGGAGAGAAGCCGUUCUCAUGUUAUCAAUGCGGAAAUGCAUUUCGUGGGGCAGCGGCCCUAAAGACACACCUGACAAUUCAUACGAAGGAGAAGCCGCAUUCAUGUCCUGUGUGUGGAAAGAGUUUUUCACGGCUGAUAUAUUUAUAUAAACACGAGAAAAUACACACUGGUGUGAGAGAGUACAUGUGCUUUGAGUGUGGGAAGACUUUUAAUACAGAUCAACAUUUAAAACUGCACCAGAGGAUCCACACUGGAGAAAAACCUUACAAGUGUUCACACUGCGACAAGAGAUUCAGUCUGUCAACACAUCUGAAAACACAUGAGAGGAUCCACACUGGAGAAAAACCUUACAAGUGUUCACAGUGCGACAAGAGAUUCAGUCAGUCAUCACAUCUGAAAUUACAUGAGAAGAUCCACAGCAGAGGGAAGCCGCACACGUGUGAUCAGUGCGGAACAAGUUUCUCUUUUAAAACUCCCCUGAUUCGACACAUGAAGACCCAUAAAGUGAAGAAACCACAUCACCACAGUCACGACACGAUGGAAGAACCAGAGAGAAACCUUACACAUGAUCAAUUCUGGAAGAGCUUCACGGUUAAGGAAAACUUUAAGAGACAAAUGAGGAUCCACACUAGACGACCAUUCACUUGUGAACAGUGUGGGAACAGUUUCUCAAGUAAACGAAACCUUAAGAAUCAUAUGCGGAUUGUUGUAUGUCUAUACCGCUGUAACCUUAUAAAUCAUUCCCAUAACCUGUUACAAUCAUAAACUGCCCUUACCUGCAGGUUAAAGAUGUUAGACGUUAAUACAGUGUCCUUAAACCAGUUCAGUCCUAGGUCCGUUUCACUGGGUGUUUGCUAGUACUAAUAUCUAAACUACAAUAAAAUAAAGAUAUGUCUAGGGAAAAAUCACUCUAAAAAAGGUUUUGAAAGUUUUUCGAAUCGUUAGCUCGGAUUUCAUCAAAAAUAUGAGGUUGAGUAAAUGGCAGAAAUUUUUAUUUUUGGGUGAACCAACCCUUUUAAACCAUUCUCCUCAAAUGCGUUUUACACGGGUCAGUAUCACCCCUGGCAUCAAGACAACCAGCCCAAGAGCACAGAAUGCAUCAGCAGCAUCUUGAUAGUAGAUCUAGUGAAGAACAGAUGAUGAGAUACACUGACAAACACAACAGGAUCUCACAAAUAUUAUAGCACCUCACCACACAGGCAAAUAGCAAAAUCAUGUCAAUGGACACCAACAGUGGACCUUUUUUCAACAAGCUGCUUGGCAUUUUCCUUUCCCGUAGUCCUUUCCAGCCUUGUGGAGGUUUACAAUUUUGUCUCCAGUGUCUUUGGACUGCUCUUUGGUCUUGGCCAUGUUAGUAGUUGGAAUCUUACUGAUUGUAUGGCGUGGACAGGUGUCUUUAUACAGCUAACAACCUCAAAUCUUUUUUAGGAUAAUAAAUGGGGUGGAGGUGGACAUUUUAAAGGCAGACUAAGGGCCGGUUCACAUAUCGCGUCUUUUGCGUGCUUAAGUUCAUUAUUUUAAAUGUAGGCGCGCGGUAUGCGCGCUCAUAAUGGAAGCGAUGCGGUCGCGGCGCGACGCGCUCUUUUUUUCCAUGCGCAGCCGCGCCGAGAUAAAAACAUCUCAACUUUUCAGAAUACCGCAAGCGCACCAUACGCACACAAUAGGUCAUGUGACAAGA